AUAGUUGAUGAUGUCUGAUGAAUCACAAAGGGUUGUUGUGAUCCACCAUGCAUCUAGAGACUUCAGUGCAAGAGCUCUUAAAUGGGCCAUUAAUGGCUUUUCACUUGAGCAUGGAGAUAGCCUUACACUUGUUUCAAUUCUUCACCAUGUAAAAAGUCCAACUAGUGCCAAAUUUCGGGCAAUAUUUGGUAGUGAUCAAAAUAUUGUUUAUGAAGAGGUUGCCAAGAAGAAAGAAAAGAUGUAUAAUAAUGCAUGCAUCAAGAAAAUUAUUGAUAAGUGUCAAACACACAAGAUUCAGUUCUUGAUAGAAGUUCUUCCAGGAAAAUUACCAGAGCUUGCUAUAGAUGCUGCCAUUCGUUUGAAAGCAACAUCAGUUAUACUUGAUAGAGACAUGAAGAAAUAUAAGAAGGAUUUCAUGCAGAGUCUCUCUUGUGCUUUGCUUAUAAUCAAACGUGAUAACUCCAUUAAGCACUUGAAAGGGCCAUGGAAAACAAUGAUUUCUUUUAGAGGAUAUGACAAUGAAACUUUUGAAAAAUGUUCUGAAUCCUCACCAAGUUUAUGGAGCAUGACAAACGCCGUUUUCCGCUCGAAAUCGAGCUGUAAUCUUACAAAGAUAGUUUGUCAUCAAAUUCAUUGUCAAAUAAAACAAACUCCUGAAGAUAGAGAUCUAGAUAUGGCAAGAGGUUAUUGCCUAUUACCUAGUGCUCCUGAAAUGUAUCACAAUGAGACAAAAAUUGGACAUAUUAGCAACCAUGAAUCAUAUCAUAUAGUUGAAAAAUUCAAAAAUUCUGUUUGUUCAGUGUGUGAGAACAAAAGGCCAAAAUUUGAAUUGAUGAAAGAAUACACAUAUGUCGAGCUGCAUGAAGCAACGCAUGGUUUUUCGCCGAAGAAUUAUUUAUCGGAAGGUGGAUUUGGUUCUGUUUAUUGUGGAAAGCUACACGGACUAAAGAUUGCGGUUAAGAAACAUAAGUUUGCAAGUCUUCAAGGAGAGAAGGAAUUCAAAUCUGAAGUUAAUGCACUAAGCAAAGCAAUACAUGAAAAUGUGGUCAUGUUGUUAGGAUCUUGUUCUGAGGGAAAUAACAGAUUUCUUGUAUAUGAAUUUGUUUGCGAUGGCUCACUUGAUCAGCAUUUAUCGCAACAUUCUAGAAAACCUCUUAAUUGGCCAGCCAGGAUCAAAGUGGCUAUUGGAGCUGCAAAAGGCUUGUUGUAUUUGCAUGAGAAUAAUAUAAUACACAGAGAUGUGAGACCAAGUAACAUUCUUGUUACACAUGAUUAUGAAGCAAUGCUGGGAGAUUUUGGACUGGCUAGAACUGAACAAAUGGACUCAGUGUACUCAACAGAUGUUGUUGGAACAUUAGGGUAUAUGGCACCAGAAUAUGCAGAAUCUGGUAAAGUAUCAACUAAGUCAGAUGUGUAUUCUUUUGGAGUAGUGCUUCUUCAGUUAAUAACAGGAAUGAGGACAACAGACAAAAGGAUUGGAAACAAAAGUCUUGUGGGAUGGGCUAGGCCACUACUGAAGGAAAGGAACUAUCCAGAUCUAAUUGAUGAAAGGAUGAUGGAUACCUAUGAUUGUCAUCAGCUUUUUUGGAUGAUUCGUCUAGCAGAAAAAUGUCUCACUAGGGAUCCUCGAAAGCGAUUAUCAAUGGAUACAGUGGUUAGUGCAUUAACUCAUAUAGUAGAAGGCAACACAUGUAGCAUGGUACUAAGAGACUGUUCACCAGCACGGUCAGAUUCAUCCUAUGACAUGUCAGAAUCUCUUUUAUCAGAAGAUGUCUCUCCAGAAUUAGAAGAAGAAGAUGGAAUCGUCUGUGUAGGAUGUAACGCAAUUAAUUUACGACCUCCACCAUCUCCUCCUUUAGGAAGUACUUCAUGGAGUACAACAAGGCACAAGUAUGUAUAUUCACAAGGCUGAAUGAAUCAAUGGGUCUUAUCCAACUGGGUUACUAUAUGUUAAACCAUUAUUAUCUCCUUUUUCUAAUUCUAGGUUAUUUAAAUAAUGUUGCUUCUAUUUUGUAUGUUCCUUCACUUCACAUAAAUAAAAAUGUUUCUAAUAUUAGAAUAGAUAAUUACAUCAAACUUUGUUGUAAGCAUAGUUUUCUUUAUUUGGCUCUUC
Molecule: messenger RNA, 2113 nt
Organism: Trifolium pratense (red clover)
Lineage: Eukaryota; Viridiplantae; Streptophyta; Magnoliopsida; Fabales; Fabaceae
Product: proline-rich receptor-like protein kinase PERK3
Exons: 9
Coding region: 8-1912 (634 amino acids)
Biological process (GO): protein phosphorylation
Molecular function (GO): protein tyrosine kinase activity; ATP binding
Source: RefSeq, a predicted model, not a curated record